AUGGAUAAAAGAGCUACAUUGCGUGACGCCCUACACAACGCAGUGGUCGAUAUACUUUGUCGCCCAUUGAACUUAUCAGCUAUUCUGGAAAACUUACAGGCCGGUCAGGUUGCAGAGACAUCUCUCACCAUUUUAGGCGUAUCCAAUGCCACACACACCCUGCAAGACGCACUAGAACCUGCAUCAUUGCAUAUACUUCCCGAAAUGGCAUUCGGGAACAGCAAAAAAUACGGCGAGAGUUUUGCGAUCAUUGGCAUGGCUGGGAGAUUUCCUGGUGGUGACAACCUGGAUUCAUUUUGGAAGACCCUUGAAGAAGGUAUGGAUCUUCAUCAACAGAUACCGGCCAGCCGCUUUGACAAGGAAACUCACUACGAUACAACUGGUGAAGUUCCUAACACUACCUUCACUCCCUAUGGCUGUUUCCUCGAUCACCCAGAUCUAUUUGACGCCCGCCUAUUCAAUAUGUCUCCAAAGGAAGCCGCAGCUACAGAUCCAUCUCAGCGGCUCUUGCUCAUGACGACAUAUGAAGCAUUACAAAUGGCCGGAUAUGCACAUGACAAAACUGUGUCUACCCAAUGCGUCGGGACAUUUAUCGGUCAAACUAGCGACGAUUAUCGUGAGGCGAAUGAGGGUCAGGACAUCGGCAUCUUUUGGACCCCGGGUGGCAUGCGCGCAUUUGGGCCUGGGCGGCUGAACUAUCAUUUUGGGUGGGAUGGCCCCAGUUACAGUAUCGAUGCCGCAUGUUCGUCCAGUAUGGCUGCUGUUCAGAUUGCGUUGACUACGUUGAGAAAUCGUGAGUGUGAUAUGGCUGUUGCUGGCGGCGUGAACAUCAUGACAUCCUCAGAUCCUUAUGCUGGCUUGAGCCGCGGAGGCUUCUUGUCGCUCUCAGGAUCGUGUAAAACAUGGGAUGCUAAUGCUGAUGGCUAUUGCCGUGGAGAAGGCGUGGGCGUUUUGGUGAUCAAACGACUGGAGGAUGCCAUCGCAUGUCGGGAUCCCAUCCAGUCCGUUAUCAGAGGAAUAUCUACCAACCAUUCGGCGGAGGCGAUUUCAAUUACCCAUCCGCACGCCCCAACACAAGAGAGAUUAUUCAGGACCGUGCUCCGUGAUGCCGGGGUAGAUGCAGCCGAAGUUGACUACGUUGAGACGCACGGUACUGGAACCCAAGCUGGAGACAGCAUCGAGACCACUGCGAUCGCUGAAACAAUGUCGGCCCGGAGCAGCAGCAACCGUCCCAUGUAUAUCGGCACUGUUAAGCCCAACAUUGGCCAUGGAGAAUCAGCAUCAGGGGUCGCAUCCAUCAUUAAGUCUCUGCUCAUGUUCAACAACUCUAUUAUCCCGCCCCACAUCGGCAUCAAGGGCACCAUCAAUCCCAAGAUUCCGACUCAGAAGCUUGAUAGCCUUAAUAUCCGAAUUCCCACUACUAAGCUACCGUUUCGUCCAGGAACAAGGCCACGAAGAAUUUUAGUGAACAAUUUCAAUGCCGCCGGAGGGAACACAAGUUUGCUCCUCGAAGAACACGCACCAGCUCAACAUGAAUCCGACAUCGAAGCAACAGAUCCUCGCCCGUAUCACAUCGUAGCAGUCUCAGCAAAGACGAUGAAUUCGCUUCAUGGGAACAUCAAGCGUUUGUUGGAAUUUCUGAAAAAGAAUGCCAAUGCCAACAUUUCUGAUUUGGCUUAUUCUUCCACUGCACGGCAAUUUCAUCAUCCAUGUCGGCAGGCAUACAUAGCGACCGACAUUCCGCAGCUGAAAGUAUCCUUGGAGCGCGGGCUUUCUCAAGCGAGCGCACCCCAGAAGAGUUGCCCAAGUCUAGUGUUUUUGUUUUCUGGCCAAGGGUCCCUCUAUCCUGGCAUAGGAAACCAGCUUUACGCGACUUGCAAAGCAUUCAGAGAUAGUAUUCGUGAGAUAGAUGAGAUUUGCAAUAGUCUGGGCCUGCCAUCUGUUUUGACACCCUUCAAGACCACGACGUUUGAUCCUACCAAGGCCAGGUCUUUGCAAGGACAAUUGAUUAUUGUUGCGGUUGAAAUCGCCCUGGCCGCUCUUUGGAAGUCCUGGGGUGUGACUCCGCGUCUCGUCUGCGGACACAGUCUCGGCGAAUAUGCGGCACUCUGCAUUGCCGGUGUGCUAAGUCUGCAUGAUACACUUUUUCUGGUUGGGCAGCGCGGCAAGCUCAUUGAGCAGUUCUGCCAAUCGGGAACACAUGCAAUGCUAGUGGUAAACAUCCACCCUGAGCGACUUCGGCAGUUAUUGUUGAUGGGCUCGUUCUCUUCUUGUGAAGUUGCCUGCUUCAAUGGGCCCGAGUCUGUCGUGGUUAGUGGAAGCGUAGAGGACAUCGGAGCUCUGGACACUUUCUUACGCAACGGCCACGCAAAUCGUACCCACCGCCUUGAUCUUCCGUACGCCUUUCACUCCGCCCAACUUGAGCCCUCCCUGCUGCCAUUUAAUACCUUGGCCAAAAGUGUGCAUUUUAACAAGCCACUCAUCCCGGUUGCUUCAACUUGUCUGGGUAGAAUUGUGUCCGAGUCUGGUGUUUUCGACGCAGAGUACCUUAGCCGCCAGGCUCGACAACCAGUUCUCUUCCAGAAGGCCAUUCAAAGCAUUGUCUCGCAAGAUGACUGUGAUGUUCAAUCCAUAUUUUGGACAGAUAUCGGGGCUCGUCCACUUUGCUUGCCCAUGGUAAAGUCCAUUUUGGGAGAUGGCUCUCUUCAUACACUCCCAUCAUUGAUGCCUAAAAAAGAUGAUUGGCUCACUCUUUCUGAAAGCGUGGUCAAUGCUUACAUUGGUGGUAUCAACAUUGAUUGGAGUUCCUUUCAUCGAGAAUACGAAAAUUUCUUGCAAUUUGUGCCCUUGCCACCCUAUGCUUUUGACCUGAAAAGUUAUUGGUUGCAGUAUGAAGGAGACUGGUUGAUUGCAAAGUCACGCAAUACCAACUCCUUGACGGUCAAAACUCAACAACAGCGGUUCACGCCAACAGCGACUUUACAAAAGAUUGAGCAGGAAGAAUUCGAGGGAGGCGGCGCGAACGUGUCGUUCGUGUCUCACUUGAGUGAUAAAAAUUUCCGUGAUAUUAUAUCCGGCCAUCUCGUGAACAAUACUGCCCUGUGCCCGAGCUCUGCUUACGCCGAUAUGGCAUUUACAGCAGCUUCGUAUAUCUGGGAACGCACGGAGUCAGGCGAACUGCCUGCCAUGGAUGUUGCGGAUGUUGAGGUUCAGAAACCACUGAUUCUGGCUGAGGAGGGUGAUAAGCCCAUAGUCAUCACGGCUUCGAGGGCGCCUCAAUCGGUAUUUGUCACAUUAACCAUCAGUUCAAGGCAAUACGAGAGAGCAGGGUUUCAAGAGAUUGUACACGCACGGUGUGUGGUUCAUUAUGGUGAUGGGAAGAAGUGGAUGUCUCAGUGGGCGAAACAACAAUAUCUCAUCCAAGGCAGGAUUGAUAGCUUGAAGAAAGCUGCGCAAGAAGGAUGCAUUCAUCAACUCAAGCGCAGCAUGGCAUACAAGCUCUUUGCAGGCUUCGUUCAGUAUAGCCAGCAAUUUCAAGGGAUGGAUGAAGUGCAGAUGGACUCUGAGCUUCUGGAAGGCUCAGCCCAGAUUCGCUUUCAACCGACUUUGGUUGAUGGCAGAUCCACCUAUCCUCCCUAUUGGAUAGACAGCUUGGUUCACCUUUCUGGUUUUAUCCUCAAUGUCAGCGAAGCAAUUCCGGAAGAUAUCGUCUACAUCUCACAUGGAUGGGAAAGCAUGCGCAUUGGCACUUCGCUAUCCGAGAAAGGCAAAUACAGAGCAUAUGUCCGCAUGCAACAGUCAGAAACAAAGGAUAUCAUGUCCGGAGAUGUCUACAUAUUUGACGAAGACUGCAAUUGCAUUGUUUGCGUUGUAGAAAAUAUCAAAUUUCGGGCAAUUAAGAAGAGAGUCCUGGGGCUAUUGCUACCUUCACCCGAAGCCGCAACAACACUUGCAUCGCAACAGCCAGUUCAACAACAGUUUGUGAAAGACAGCACCUCACUUGAUCAGAAAACGUCAGUCGAUUUGAAUGACGAUUUGUUCUCCGGGGUGGUUACUUGUAUUUGCAGCGAAACAGGGGUCACGGCGGAUGAGUUGACUGACGGUACUGAUCUCGACGAGAUCGGACUUGACUCUCUGAUGUCUCUAGCAGUUGUGGACAGACUCCGACGAGAUUUUCAGAUGGUCAUACCAAGUUCCCUGUUUCUCUCCUGCCGAAGUCUGGGGUCUCUCCGAACAUAUUUUCAAGAAUUGGGCUCAGCCGAGCAUAAAUCACAAACUUUCUCGGAAUCAAGCACAGAACACAGCUUUCCAUUGACCGGAACCACAAGUGACCCAACAGACGAGUUUCUGCAAUUAUUCUCAGCAAUCGUUUCCAGUGAAACCGGCACGGAUAUCAAGAAAGUCACAUCAGACACCACGUUUGCCCAAGUUGGCAUUGAUUCUUUGUUAGGUCACUCAAUAAUUGAUUCUGUGUACACUAAGACUGGACAACGCCUUCCAUCUUCCUUUUUUUCCCUUUAUCCGACCUUUGCGGAUGUGGAGAAGGCUUAUGGAACCCUUUUAUCACCCAUCUCUUCGAACUUAUUCAGCAGCGACAAUGAUGACACGGCGUCCGAUUUGGUUCCCUUAGCGUCUUGCCAGUCUGUCCUAUUGCAAGGAGAUCCUCAAUCUGCAGCGGCAUCACUCUUCCUGUUUCCAGACGGAUCUGGCUCUGCUGGCUCUUAUGCAGGCCUUCCCGACCUCGAUAUAAACAGCGAAAGCGCUGCAAACACGAGUGUGUGGGGUCUCAAUAGUCCAUUCGUUCUAUGGUCUGAACCAUUCGAGGCCUCACUUGUAUCGAUGGCUGAGAUGUACGCAGCGGAGAUCUUGAGAGUUGAUCCUGAGGGGCCAUAUCUUCUAGGUGGAUGGAGCAUCGGCGGAAUCUUUGCUUUUGAGGCAGCCCGGAUUCUGUGUCAAGCAAAUAAACAUGUUGAAGCUCUUAUUUUGAUCGACUCACCCUGUCCGGGGAUCAUUCCGCCCAUGUCAGAAGAUACGAUUGAUCUACUGGAUAGUUUGAACCUCACCGGAGGCCAUCAAUUACCACGUCAGCGAUGGCACAACAUCCGCGCACACUUCUCGGGAAGUAUCCGCGCACUGCAAAAAUACACUCCACAACCGAUGACGGAUAUUUCAGCACCAAGAUGUCUGGUUUUGUGGGCGGGAAGUGGGGUUUGGGAAUCUUUGAGUGCAGAUGAAAAUACGAAAGCCCUGUCCAGAAAGUCGGGAAACGAAGCGCAUCGAUGGAUAAUGGAUGAAAGGGUAAACCACGGGCCAAAUGGAUGGGAAACUCUCUUGCCGAAGGUGGAGGUAGAGGAAGUACCUGGAGAUCACUUCACCAUAAUGCAAAACCCACAGGUACGUUGGAACAGAAUUGACAAUUUGAUGGCCACUUCCCGCGAGAUACUUACAUAG
Messenger RNA from Penicillium riverlandense, 5451 nucleotides. Its product is annotated as ketoacyl-synt-domain-containing protein. The transcript has 4 exons. Gene Ontology annotation, biological process: secondary metabolite biosynthetic process; fatty acid biosynthetic process. Lineage: Eukaryota; Fungi; Ascomycota; Eurotiomycetes; Eurotiales; Aspergillaceae. Gene Ontology annotation, molecular function: phosphopantetheine binding; fatty acid synthase activity; 3-oxoacyl-[acyl-carrier-protein] synthase activity. Bases 1 to 5451 code for a protein of 1816 amino acids. The record is from RefSeq and is a predicted model, not a curated record.